GGAGUUGUAUGAACCCAUUUUCAUGGCAGUUGAUUAUUAUAUCCAAUUGUGGCAUUUAUUAUAAUUAUAUGAGUCUUGAUCACAUUUGUUGAUCUAGAAUGAAAGUCUCUGAAUAGGUGAAUAGAACAACUUGAAUUGGAGGUAGUGAAUAGAUUACACGAGAGAGAAUUGAUUCACUGUUCUGUACUGCAGUUAAAACCUAGUAGAAGAAGUCUUUUCGAAUUUCCUUGGUAGUUUAUUUCGGUGGAUGAUAGAUGUUGUCGGGUAUUCUAUUCAAGAGGGUCUAGUCUGCUUUAAUCGAUAUUCCAGACUAUCUAAGGAUUUUCCGCAGUAUAAAUAUCAACUGAAUUAAAUUUGGUGAAUUACAACUUGACCUAACUACAGACUAGGGGGACACUUACCUGAGUGGUCUUUCUAGAAUUGGAAAUUAGAAUAUUUACUUGCUUUCAUUUAUGCUUUGCAUGCAAACCACUUCUCUACACUUUGACCGCUAGUUAAUAGAUAAUUCACUGAGUAGUCCGUAUCUAGGACUCGAGUUGAUUAGUAAAAUUAAACCUACUAUACUACAUUCAUGAAUUACGAUCACAGUCAGUGGCGGAUGGAGGUAAGAAAGGUCCUUGGCAAACAAUUGGGCAACAAAACCCUUUAUUGAGAGGUUAACAAAACCCUUUAUUCAGAGGUUUUAUUCGGAAUUGGUUGAAAAGAGGUUCUUCCGCUUGCAAGGACUCUUCUGCGUAAGGCCCCCUGCCUUUGUUCGGGCCCUUCUAUCUUCGUUUUCUACUUUUUGUUCUCUGUUUGGUUUUCCUUCCCCUCUGCUUGUUCUUUUCUUUCCUUGGUUUGGAUGCUUUUGUACUUUGGCCCAUCUCACUCCUCGUGGGAUCCUUCUUUUGUUCUCUUUUCUGAGUUUUAAUAAAGUUCAUCAUCAUUAUAAAUAAAAAAACUCAUUUAAAUGUAUAGGUUUUAGUAUGAUAAUUUAAGUUUAGGACCCCAUAGUCUCAACGAUGUUAGCACAUCAAGAACCCCGGUUAACUCAAAACUACGUACACAAGCAUUAGUGUUAGUAAAUUUUUAAGAAUCUCGGUAAACUCGAUGUCUGGCUACACCACUGAUCACACACUUAGGAUGUUGGUAUUUGCGAAUUGCGAGUCAAUAUGCUUGAAAUCCAGCCCCGAAGGAUCAUACCCUGAAGUAUAGGUGAAAGGUAUAAUAUAAUUGACGUCGACCGGGUGCAUGCGACACCCCAAAAAGAUGGUCGAAUAUAUAUGGAACAAUAAUAACCCAAACAAAUAACCUCAAUAUAAUCUCUAGACGACUCUGUGCCAUCUUUUGGCUUUAUUUUUUUAUUCCAUCAAAAUCAAAUUACUUCCCUUUCGGCAACGCCAUUUGCUGGACGGAGAAGCUAAUGAUGAUCAGAUGCCGUAAUGUACAUAUUUAUAGCGGCAGAGGCCCCUAACCGAAAAAGAAAUAACAAAAGGAAAACAUGCAGUUCAUAAUCAGUAGUAAUAUGGAUCUGCGGAAGGCUGUAAUGGCCGUGGUGGUGGUAGUGGCUGGUUACCUAACUGUCGCCGUCGCGCAGCCUGCCCGGCGUUACUGCGCCAGUGUUGUUCCGGAAGAUCCGGUGGCGUACUCUUCCAAUGCGGAGAAGGUGAUGAACAUUUUGGUUACAAGAGCGCCUCCACACCCGGCACAUAUGUUCAAGUCCUGGUAUCCGUACAGAAAAGUAGGUUCUGUUGCCGGUGCCGCCAUUUGUUACCACAAUGACGUCGGCAAAUGCAGUGCUUGUCUGAAUAGUCUCAAAGCCUCGCUGGACGGCUGCAAGAUGUCCACCACCGGCGGGUCCUUUAGCGGUGGCUGCAAUAUGCAGUUCUGGAAGAUCGUUGAUUGAAUUGCGCUCUUGCGAACGACUGAUCCAUCAGCUCGAACAGUUCAUGUUAGAACGGAUAGGGAAAAAUCGGCAAUGUAAAAAGGUAAAGAACAGACGGAUUUACAUGGUUCACUAAAACAAUAUGUGUUGGCCAGUUCAUUGACAGGAGAGAGAGACAGAAAACCAUUUCAUUAUACUUGAGCAUAUACAAAUUACAGCAAAACUCGCAUAAUUACCAAUCGAUAGUAGAUAAUUCGAUUCAAGUCAUAUCAACUGGUAGCUGGAAUUAAUGUCUUGAUUGACAAUCUUACGUUACGCCCCAUUCCAUGGAUUGGGGUGACUUAAAGCCCAAGUUAAAUAUCCUCUAGUCAGUUUGAUCCAGGGCUUCAUAUUUGUUUUCUGAACUUUACUGUCAUGGAAAAAAUACGAUCCCAUAGGAGUUUGGAAUUAUCUAUGGACUGUCCAGUAGAACGUACGGACUCAGUAGAAUGUGACUUCGUGACCAGUACUCCUACGAGAGCGCUAAACAUCCCUUAGUAUUACUGGAAGUCCAAAUGGUCGACUGGAUGGUCAAGGGGAGUCCUCGUGGCAAAUGGAAGCUCAACAGAUUUCUCGUUUUAUCAAGCGGUUUUAUUCUAAUUAAUAAUAUUAUUUUAUCUUCUCUUUUAUUUUAUUUUUAAAAAAGAUUCUUCACCUCUUUCUUGAAACAUUUCGAACCUUUUUUCCAACCAAGAUAUUAUCCACUUUGGACAUAGAUCUUUAUGGUUUUUAAUUUACUUGGUAUGCAUAUCAAGUUGACUGCUAAUAAGGUCACCCAUUCUUGCAGUCUACAGCGAGCACGUUUAACUUUUGAAUUCUCACAAAAGAACUUCAUUUCACACCAAAGAACGCAUCUUGUCGUUUACGAUUAAUUUCUUACUUAUAAACCAUGGAUCUCUCACGUGCUUUAUCAGUGUGCGAUUCGCUCAAAGUGUUACAUACCCCCCCCCCCCCCUCUUGGGACUCAACGUCCUCGUUGAAGUUUGGCCCACCAUCAUUCAAGAGGGGCACAUAGAGGUUUUGAUUCCACUUGUAACAUCCCGAACCUUUUUUUUUAUCAAGAUAUUGUCCACUUUAGACAGAGACCCUCACGAUUUUUUACUUGGGAUGCAUAUCAAGGUAACUUAUCAUAAGGUCACUCAUCUUUGCAAUGCUCAGCAACAUUCUGUCAGAAUCCUGAGGUUCUCAAUUGUGAAACACAUGAUCACAUGAUCAUGUGCAAACUUCAACCCUUCUAAGUUGCUUUCAUUUGUGUUUUCUGGCAAGGAAAAUCUGGUGUUUGAACACAAUGAAUGCACCUUUGACUUCUUGAACAACGAUAAUUACAUGGUUCACUCCUCUCUGAACAAUGUUCGAACGAGGGUGUUUGAUGUUUUUGAUGGUUUUUUUUUUUGGGAACAAGCUAAGUUACGUUACUCUACUCCUAUGGACGUUCAAUGAGAGCUCCGAAAAACUAAAAGGUAAGUUGCAGAGAAAAGAUAAAUUUUGACAUUGUGC
Linum trigynum is the source of this 3400-nucleotide messenger RNA. Lineage: Eukaryota; Viridiplantae; Streptophyta; Magnoliopsida; Malpighiales; Linaceae. The record is from the annotation of a GenBank genome assembly.